UUAAACAGGGGCACAAAGUGGCAUUUGAGAGAGAGGAUACUUCCUUUCAUAGUGGACAUUUGUCUUUCCAGAGGAUUUAUACUGACUGAGAGCAAAGACUUUUCCCAGAGAAUUGUGUGGUCAUUUGAACUCUGGGAAACUUCCCUUUAUCUGCCGGGACUUGCCUCUAUACUUGGAGUGGUCCAAACCCUAGGAUGUCCUCCUAUAAAUGUGAAGAGGAAGGCACACUCAGAAGUCACAGCUGUGUCCUCAUUUAUAAAUCGGAGGCAAAUGGAGAUGAAAAUCACACUCCAGACAGUAACUUAAUCGGACUCACCACCAAGAUGUUAAAAGUGAAGAGGCUGGAGGAAGCAGACACGUGUUACAACAGUAACCAGCUGGAGAAAAUGGCCUUUUUUCAGUGCAUGAAAAAGGUUGAGAAAUGUUUUCUGGAAGAAAGUUCUAGUGAACAAGAUUCAAGAUCUGGAAAGAAUGAGGCUAAGGAGAAGGUGCGGUCACACUCCGGCCAGAAGGAAACGACCCCUGUCAAAGGCAAAAGGCAAUCAGCCCUCACAGAUGACAGCCCGGCUCCUCCUGCCCCAUUUCCUCACCGUAUUGUGACAGCCAAACAAGCAGCAGUCGACAGUUUUUAUACCGUGAGCAGAACCGAAAUUUUAGGAGGCGGGCGCUUUGGCCAGGUUCACAAGUGUGAAGAGAAGGCCACAGGUCUGAAGCUGGCGGCCAAGAUCAUCAAGACCAGAGGCGUGAAAGAUAAGGACGAAGUGAAGAACGAGAUCAAUGUCAUGAACCAGCUGGAUCAUGUGAAUCUCAUUCAGCUCUACGACGCCUUUGAGUCUAAGAAUGACGUUGUCCUGGUCAUGGAGUAUGUGGACGGCGGGGAGCUGUUUGACCGAGUCAUUGAUGACAGUUACAACCUGACCGAGCUGGACGCCAUCCUGUUCAUCAGGCAGAUAUGCGAGGGGAUAAGACACAUGCAUAAGAUGUACAUCCUCCACUUAGACCUGAAGCCUGAGAAUAUCCUGUGUGUGAAUCGGGAUGCUAAACAAAUAAAAAUUAUUGAUUUUGGAUUGGCCAGAAGAUACAAACCCAGAGAGAAGCUGAAGGUGAACUUUGGGACCCCAGAAUUUCUUGCCCCUGAAGUUGUGAACUAUGAUUUUGUUUCCUUUCCCACUGACAUGUGGAGUGUGGGGGUCAUUGCCUACAUGCUACUUAGUGGUUUGUCCCCCUUCCUGGGUGAUAAUGAUGCUGAGACCCUGAACAACAUCCUGGUCUGCAGGUGGGACUUAGAGGAUGAAGAGUUUCAGAACAUCUCAGAGGAGGCCAGGGAGUUCAUCUCCAAGCUUCUGAUUAAGGAGAAGAGUUGGAGAAUAAGUGCGAGCGAAGCUCUCAAGCACCCCUGGUUGUCUGACCACAAGCUCCACUCCAGGCUCAGUGCACAGAAGAAGAAGAAUUGCUGCUCUGACACCCAGGACCCUGUGGCCAAAUAGUCUGUGGAAGGCACCCAUCUGAAAGGAAAACUGCUGUGGUUGCUGCUGCUUUGAGAAGAUUUUUGGAAAAAUCAGCAGUUCUGAUGCCUUGACCCCUGUGAUGACUGGUGGCCAUAGCGAGGGAGCCGCCACACUUGAACUCUGAGCACCUCUGCCACAUUCGGGGAC
Messenger RNA from Ceratotherium simum simum (southern white rhinoceros), 1655 nucleotides. NCBI's taxonomy places the organism in Eukaryota, Metazoa, Chordata, Mammalia, Perissodactyla, Rhinocerotidae. The record is from RefSeq and is a predicted model, not a curated record.